AUGUCGGGGUUUGAGAUUGCCGGCAUCGUCCUUGCGGUGCUACCGCUGUUCGUCGAGGCCGGCAAGUUCUCGGCGUCGACGGCGUCGCUGCUCAAAAAUGCCGCCGGCAGGUCCACCCGCGACCGGAAAUUGACCGAGUUCUACGACGAGUUCUACUGGGAGACAUACGAAAUGCACAAACAAAUGGAGCAAAUCGUCUCCAGUCUGCCGGAUCUGUCCGAGGAACGCAGGAUGCAGAUCCUCAACGACAGAGAGGUUCAGUCGUGCGUCGACGGUUGGGCUGCCGGCAGCGAUCUCGCUCAGGCCCUGCACGCCUUUUUUGCCAGUGACAAUGAUGUCGCCGUCUUCCUCGAGACCAUGGAUAAGGUCUUGCGACUUUUCUACCAGCUUAUCGAAGACGAGACAGUCAAGAUCUCAAAGUCCGAUAUAGACUUUGAGAGGAUGUCGGAGAAGAUGAAGAUUUUCCAGGCCCAAAAAGCUCAGCCUAGCGGAUUCUGGGAACGGCUGAGGUUUCUAAGGCGGGAAAAACGACGGGACAUCUGCCUCGCGAACUUGCGUAGGUGGAGAUGCAGACUUGAGCGGACCAUUGACUAUGCCACCAGGAGAGCAGAGAAGCAGAACCACCAUGGACACCAUCCCACCGGGGACGGGCUGGCAGACUCCGAAGCGGAGCAUCUGCUCCACCUUCGAUCUAUGUCGAAGAGGCUAUUUCGGACCCUAUCGGCGUACUGGGUUUGUGGCUGCGGGAUAGCCCAUCAAGCACGACUGUCCUUAGCCGCCGCCUCCGAGAGGACGCCCCCUAGAUUGAAACGGACAGAGCUGGACCUAGCAUUUCUCAUCAAGGGACAUGGGCCUUGGAAUGAAAUGUUGGUUGUCAUGAAGGAUAUCUCAGCAAUGACGACACAAUGUUCCGAGUUGGGGCCAAUCUGUGCUGCUAUUGAGGCUAUAAAUGGCAGAGCAGCCCAGUACGGUCUACGUCUCGUGGUUGAGGACUCCGAAACUCCGUGCACGCCGCGGAGGAUCUUUCUACUGGAACCCGCGCCGCGGAAGCUCGGGAUUCCUACCGUGGCAGCGCCCGUCUCCUUGAGGGACUUGCUUCUUGCGACACAACAGCCGGGAGAACUUCUUACUAAGCGCCGGCUGGCUCUGACAUUGGCAUAUUCGGUUCUCCAGUUCCACGAAAGCGCGUUCUUCAGCAGCAACCCAUGGAGCGAGGACCAGAUUUUCUUCUUCCAUUCGCCCGCGUCGAGAAACGCGAUUAAUUACCAACAGCCCUAUAUCGAGUCGGCUUUUGGAGAUACGGAGGGUGGUAUCCCAGGUAGCAGCGGAGCGACUCCAGGAAUCUUCCAUCCCAAUAUUGGUAUCCUCAGACUGGGGGUGCUGCUUAUCGAGUUGCACACCUGGCUGCCGAUCGAGAAGUUCCGGGAUGGCCAAGACACCACUCCAAACGCAGAUUAUGCGACAGCCCUGCGAGUAUUGGACAUGGCUUUGGGAGACUGUUUCCCCACGUAUAAGAGCGCGAUCCGUGCAUGUCUGGAUGUCGAUUGGGUACCGGCCGGCUCGAGAGUCAGCCUGGAGGACUCGACGACGUGUGACGGUCUCUAUCGAAACGUUAUCCUUCCCAUACAGGAGGAAAUUGAAUGGGGCGAAAGAAUGGCCAGAAAGCAUAGUAGUGUGGCUAGACUAGGCGUUCCUUAA
This is a messenger RNA of Chaetomium globosum CBS 148.51, 1698 nucleotides long. RefSeq lists its product as uncharacterized. The record is from RefSeq and is a predicted model, not a curated record. The transcript is spliced from 3 exons. Bases 1 to 1698 code for a protein of 565 amino acids. Lineage: Eukaryota; Fungi; Ascomycota; Sordariomycetes; Sordariales; Chaetomiaceae.